Molecule: messenger RNA, 420 nt
Organism: Exserohilum turcica Et28A
Lineage: Eukaryota; Fungi; Ascomycota; Dothideomycetes; Pleosporales; Pleosporaceae
Exons: 2
Source: RefSeq, a predicted model, not a curated record
AUGACGGCCUUUACCCACUUCCUCAAGACGAUUCUCGUGCCGCUCUUCCUAGCUGCGAUUCUCUAUGUGGUGCUCGCCCUCGUCAUCCUCCCCUUUGUGCGGCGGCACCGCAGCCGCUACAGCCAGUACCUGCCCGUGACAGCAGACGUAGCCGACUUCCCCGCGUCGUGGCGCACCAAGCUGUCGGAUGCCCUGUACAACCUGUUUGCGCCCUCGGCCUGGGUGCGCCAGCGCGGCGGCCUGCACGGCAGCCAGAACGACGACGAGCUGUUUGACGACGAGGAGGGCGAGGGCAUGGUCGGCUUCGACCCCAUCGACGACCGCAGGAGAGAGGCCCUCGACCAGCGGAGAAGCAUCAUGGACGAUGAGAUGCGUCUGGGCAGGGAUCUUGAGGAGGGCUUCAAGGACGACAGCGAGGAU